Molecule: messenger RNA, 942 nt
Organism: Ambispora leptoticha
Lineage: Eukaryota; Fungi; Glomeromycota; Glomeromycetes; Archaeosporales; Ambisporaceae
Source: the annotation of a GenBank genome assembly
AUGAAAAAAAAUCAAAUCCAAAAUAAAGAUAAUUAUGCUCCUCGUUUACCAGAGGAACAAAUCAAUAAAAUUGUGCGGGAAUUGUCCGACCCUAAUUUAUCGCCUUCCUCUCAAAAUAUUGAAGAUACUGAGGAGGAAUUGUUGUUAAUAAAAGUGUUAAAAAGAAAACUGAAUGAAGGUUCAAUUAAAGCAGAGAUGACUAAUGAUGAUGGCGAAGCAAAUUUUAAACCUCCACUAAAAACUCAUGAUGGAGAUAAGUUUCGCAAAGAAAGAAAAAAUAACCAAGAAUUAUUUAGAGCAUCGGUUGAAGAUAAAAAAGAUAAGGAAUUAAACCAAGAACAAAAACAAGUUGAAAAGUUAGUUUUGGAUGGGAAGAGUAUUUUUCUAACCGGAUCGGCUGGAACUGGUAAAAGUUUUCUUUUAAGGCACCUCAUUAAACUUUUACAAAAAAAGCAUGGAGUAGAUAAAGUUGGAAUUACUUCUACUACCGGCACUGGAGCAUUGAUUAUUGGCGGGAAAACCUUUCAUUCUUAUUUAGGAAUUGGCAUAGUUGGUCAUCUGGAUGAAGAAACCUUGCAUGUUGGAGGGAAAGGUUUUCGACAAAUUGGAAAGUAUUGCUCAAAUAAUUCGCAAAAGCAACCUAACUGGCCAGAUGAUGGGAUUGAACCCACCAUUUUGCUUUCAACCAAAAAAGAAAUAAGUGCCGUUAAUCGAAGAGAAAUGAAGAAAUUACGAGGAAAAAAUUAUACUUUUUUGGCAAAAGACCAAGAGAAUGUCCCAGGAGAAUUAAAUGAAUUAAUAAAGGAUUGUCUUGCCCAUGAUGAAUUAGAAUUAAAAAAAGUGAAUGGCAGCCAAGGAGUAAUAGUUGGUUUCACAAACGAUCCUUACCCCAUCGUGAAGUUUGCCGAUGGAAAGGAACUUGUGGUGAGAGAGCGGAUUUGA